Molecule: messenger RNA, 685 nt
Organism: Ixodes scapularis (black-legged tick)
Lineage: Eukaryota; Metazoa; Arthropoda; Arachnida; Ixodida; Ixodidae
Product: proteasome assembly chaperone 3
Exons: 4
Coding region: 95-583 (162 amino acids)
Biological process (GO): proteasome assembly
Source: RefSeq, a predicted model, not a curated record
AUCAAGUGACCAAGUCAAGCCAAGCCCAGUCAGAUCAUCCCAGCUUCCGUCGGCAAUUUCUAGUUUGUAGGUGCCUUCAAAUUUCUCUAAGAUUAUGGAAGACGGUACCAAUGAUUCACUCGACCCGGGCAGUGGUGGUGCGUCCGACUUGAUUGAUCAAGCCGCUUCGAACAAUUUGAUGGACGGCGGAAUGUGUUUGGCUUCAAACCUCAACUCCCUGAUCAGGAGUCAAGUGAGAACCGUUCAAGUGGCGAACCACAGGACCGACAUCGCAGUCAUGGAUUUCGCGGACAAGUUGUUCCUGGUGGUGUCGCAGUACGAGAAGAUGGGCACUCUGGUUCUCAUAACCAAAGACAGUGCCCCGAACACCGAACCUCAGGAGCCGGUUUACACGACCAGGGUGCUCUUUGGGAAAGAUGAGGCCGAGGUGCACGCUGCCGCGAGGCAUCUCGCCACCACUGUCGACUCUCCAAAGACCAUCUUGCUGGGCCUGGCCCUGAAGGACUUCUCACCCAACACCGUCCGGCUCCUGGCAAAGGCUCUGCUCAACCAGGUCACCUUGCUUGGCAGAAGUCCGAGCUGAACGACUUACCAUUUCCGUGCAUGCCGUUCUAUCAUCAUCAUCGUCACCAUGCAGAGCGCCACCGCUGGUUUUCAGUGAAUAAAGCGAGUUGAUUUUGCCAGC